Messenger RNA from Capsella rubella, 1536 nucleotides. RefSeq names its product transcription activator GLK2. Gene Ontology annotation, molecular function: DNA-binding transcription factor activity; transcription cis-regulatory region binding. Gene Ontology annotation, biological process: positive regulation of DNA-templated transcription. The transcript has 5 exons. Bases 106 to 1308 code for a protein of 400 amino acids. The record is from RefSeq and is a predicted model, not a curated record. Lineage: Eukaryota; Viridiplantae; Streptophyta; Magnoliopsida; Brassicales; Brassicaceae. Gene Ontology annotation, cellular component: nucleus.
CUUUAUAUAUAUAUAACCUUCAUAUGCUACUUUCACUGUAUCACUCUUGUUCUCUCUAAAUCUUUCGAAUCUUGAGUGUUCUUGAACAAUCUUGAAACGGUUCCGAUGUUAACUGUGUCACCAGCUCCACUCAUCGGAAACAACUCCACCAACUCCAAGGACACUUUCAUGGCGGCAGACUUCGCAGAUUUUACGACGGGAGACUUGCCGGACUUCACGACGGUCGGAGAUUUCUCCGACGAACUUCUUGAUGGGAUCGAUUACUACGACGAUCUUUUCAUUGGUUUCGAUGGAGACGAUGUGUUGCCUGAUUUGGAUAUGGACUCGGAGAUUCUUGCGGAAUAUUCCGGUAGUGGGAGAGAUGAGGAGCAAGAGAUGGAGGGGAACACUUCGACGGCUUCGGAGACAUCGGAGAGGGAAGGUGGUGGUGGUGGUGGUGGUUUGUGUAAGCAAGAGCGUGGUGGUGGUGGUGAUGGUGGUGGUGAUGGUGGUUUUAGGGACAAAACGGUGCGUAGAGGCAAACGUAAAGGGAAGAAAAGUAAAAAUUGCUCAUCCGAUGAUAACGAUAUUAAGAAAAAACCUAAGGUGGACUGGACGCCGGAGUUACACCGGAAAUUCGUACAAGCGGUGGAGCAAUUAGGAGUAGACAAGGCGGUGCCGUCUCGGAUUUUGGAAAUUAUGAACGUUAAAUCUCUCACUCGUCACAACGUUGCUAGCCAUCUUCAGAAAUAUAGGUCACAUCGGAAGCAUUUGCUAGCGCGUGAGGCAGAAGCUGCAAGCUGGAAUCUCCGGAGGCAUGCGACGGUGGCAGUUGCCGGAGUAGGUGGAGGAGGAAAGAAGCCGUGGACGGCUCCUGCUUUAGGCUAUCCUCCACAUGUGGCACCAAUGCAUCAUGGCCACUUCAGGCCUUUGCAUGUUUGGGGUCAUCCUACAUGGCCUAAUAAACACAAGCCUAACACUCCGGUCUCAGCUCAUCGGACAUAUCCGAUUCCGGCCGUUGCGGCCGCUCCGUCAACAGCUUGGCCAGCUCAUCCGCCGUACUGGCACCAACAACCACUCUAUCCACAGGGAUAUGGUAUGGCAACAUCAAAUCAUUCAACCAUUGGUGUUCCCGCAACAAGACCAUUAGGACCCACUAAUCCUCCCAUCGACAUUCAUCCCUCGAAUGAGAGCAUUGACGCUGCUAUUGGAGAUGUCAUAACCAAGCCGUGGCUGCCGCUACCUCUCGGACUGAAACCGCCGUCAGUUGAUGGUGUUAUGACGGAGUUGCAACGUCAAGGAGUUUCUGAUGUUCCUCCUCUUCCUUGAGAAAAAUGUCAAAAAAUUCGCCGAAAUCUCGAAUUGUUAACUUCAUUUUUUUUUAGUAUCUUCUAAGUAUUUUUGCAAGGAACAGUAUACUAUCAAUCCUUGUUGCUUUGAUCAUAUGUAUUUCUCUUUAUGAUGUGCAUGUAUUGAAGUUAAGCAACUUUGUAUUAGCUGUCCAGUUUCAUCGAUAAAUAAACUUUUGACAGUAGAUAACUCUACUCAGUUAAUAUA